Balearica regulorum gibbericeps (East African grey crowned-crane) is the source of this 1627-nucleotide messenger RNA. Lineage: Eukaryota; Metazoa; Chordata; Aves; Gruiformes; Gruidae. The record is from RefSeq and is a predicted model, not a curated record.
GAUCUGAAAGGCCCUUGAGGCACAGAGAACAGGAGAAAAAACAGCUGCAACAAAAGAAUGUGUUUCUCCCCCAUUCUGGAAGUCAACAUGCAGUCUGAAUCUAAUAUUACAGUUCAAGAUGCCAUUGAUGACAUCGACACCAACAUGUACCGACCACUGUCAUAUCCAUUAAGCUUUCAAGUUUCUCUCACUGGAUUUUUGAUGUUAGAAAUUGUUUUGGGACUUGGCAGCAACCUCACCGUGCUGGUACUUUACUGUAUGAAAUCCAACUUAAUCAAUUCUGUCAGUAACAUAAUUACAAUGAACCUUCAUGUACUUGAUGUAAUAAUUUGUGUGGGAUGUAUUCCUCUAACUAUAGUUAUCCUUCUGCUUUCACUGGAGAGUAACACUGCUCUCAUCUGCUGCUUCCACGAGGCUUGUGUCUCCUUUGCAAGCGUUUCAACUGCAAUCAACGUCUUUGCUAUCACUCUGGACCGAUACGACAUCUCUGUAAAACCUGCCAAUCGAAUUCUGACCAUGGGAAGGGCUGUGAUAUUAAUGACAUCAAUAUGGAUCAUUUCACUUUUUUCCUUCCUGAUUCCUUUCAUUGAAGUCAACUUUUUCAGUCUUCGAAGCGCAAGUACUUGGGAAAAUAAGACACUUUUGUGCGUAAGUACAAACGAGUACCACACUGAGCUAGGAAUGUACUACCACCUUCUCGUUCAGAUUCCAAUCUUUUUCUUCACUGUUAUAGUAAUGCUAAUUACAUACACCAAAAUACUCCAGGCUCUAAAUAUUCGGAUUGGUACAAGAUUUACAACGGGACAAAAGAAGAAAGCUAGAAAGAAAAAAACUAUUUCUUUGACUACUCAGCACGAGACUACAGAUGUGUCCCACAGCAGUGGAGGAAGAAACGUCGUCUUUGGCGUAAGGACUUCUGUGUCUGUCAUAAUUGCUCUGCGCCGAGCUGUAAAACGGCACCGGGAGCGACGAGAACGUCAAAAGAGAGUCUUCAGAAUGUCCCUCUUGAUUAUCUCAACAUUCCUCCUCUGCUGGACACCCAUCUCUGUUUUAAACACCACCAUCUUAUGUUUGGGCCCAAGUGACCUUUUGGUAAAGUUGCGAUUAUGUUUUCUAGUAAUGGCAUAUGGAACAACUAUAUUUCACCCUCUACUUUAUGCAUUCACGAGGCAAAAGUUUCAGAAAGUUCUGAAAAGUAAGAUGAAAAAGCGAGUUGUUUCAAUAGUGGAAGCAGAUCCCAUGCCAAACAACGCUGUAAUACACAACUCAUGGAUAGAGCCUAAAAGGAACAAAAAGAUUACCUUUGAAGACAACGAAGUAAGGCAGAAAUGUUUAGUACCUCAGGUUGUCACUGACUAGGUUUCAGUAUUCACCAAAACACAUCAAGUGGAAUAUUUCAACAAAUUGUAGAAAAAUACUGCCAAAUAAGAAAAACUUUUUUUAACUACUGGCGAGACUGUAAAUUUUCAAUAUAUAUGUUAAAUAGAGUAAGUCUUGUAUAUUCAAUUUCUUCAUUAUGUAAGAUAUAUGUUGCAUGGCCGUUUGUUAGCGUAACACCAUGUGUAUAUUUGUCAAAAAUAUUCAAGUCCUCUUUUUUAGAAAAUAAAUAGCCUUAAAGAAGUGCAAA